Messenger RNA from Paramecium pentaurelia, 4591 nucleotides. NCBI's taxonomy places the organism in Eukaryota, Ciliophora, Oligohymenophorea, Peniculida, Parameciidae. The record is from the annotation of a GenBank genome assembly.
AUGAAGCGCAAUUCUCAAAAGAAAGAAGAUUUGUAUGAGAUAUUAGCCGAAUUAAAAGUUGUCAAUGAUUAAUUCUUCUAGGCCAUAUUUGAAAUGUUCAAAAGAGAAAAAGAGAAACUAAUUGAAGACUAUUUAGAAUUUCUUUCAAAAGACGAAAAUCAGAUGCUUAUAGAAUAAUAAUUUUAACAAUUCGAAAAUCAAAUUUUCAUUAAGGAAAAGUUGUUUUAAGUUAUUAAAUUUAACAUUUAGAAAAUUGCUAUAGCUGUCAAAAAGAUUAUAGAUCAUGAUUUUAAUAAGAAUAAUUAUUCCUAACAAAAGAAUCAAAUCAUUAAAAUAGAACUAAUUAAAAAAAUAUCAGAAGAUAAGAAAAUCCUUGCAUUUUUAUAAUUUCUAAUUCAUCUCACAAGUUUAGAUAGUAGAUUUAUUUAAUGUGGUUCAAAUUCACUUAAUUUGUUAGUGGAAAUGAAUGUAGAUCUGAGGGGAAAAUUUUAUUAAAAUAUUUAAAUUAAAGAUACAUCUUUAGUUGGUGCUAAUUUUGUAGGAUGUAAUUUGAGCGGAUCUCGAUUUGAAAAUGUAGAUAUUAGCGGAAUAAAUUUGAAUGGAGCGUAGUUAUUUAAUUGUAAAUGGAAUAAAAUGAAAAUUCCUGAAUUAAAUGAAAUGGAUGCUCAUAAAAGUAGUGUAAAUUCAAUAAGCUUUUCAUCUGACGGUAUUACCUUAGCAUCUGGAAGUGCAGAUUUAUCUAUCCAAUUAUGGGAUAUAAAGACAGGUCAAUAAAAAGCAAAAUUAGAUGGUCAUAGUGGUCAAGUAAAUUCAGUAUGCUUUUCACCUAAUGGUACUAUGUUAGCAUCUGGUAGUCAAGAUAAGUCAAUCCGUUUAUGGGAUAUAAAGACAGGUCAAUAAAAAUCAAAAUUAGAUGGUCAUAGUGAUCAAGUAAAUUCAGUAUGCUUUUCACUUUAUGGUACUAUGUUAGCAUCUGGCAGUGUAGAUAAGUCUAUUUGCUUAUGGGAUAUCUGUACAAGAAAAAAAAAGUUGAGAUUAAAAGGACAUAGUAACUCAGUUAUGUCGAUAUGUUUUUCUCCUGAUGGAGGUACUUUGGUAUCUGGUUGUGUUAAUUAAUCAUUAUAUUUAUGGAAUGUUAAGACUGGGCAAUUAAAAGUCAAAUUAGAUGGUCAUAGUGGUCAAAUAAAUUCAGUAUGCUUUUCACCUGAUGGUACUAUGUUAGCAUCUGGCAGUAUAGAUAAGUCUAUCAGAUUAUGGGAUGUUACGAAAAGAUAAUUACAAUAAAAAUUAGAUGGUCAUAGUGGUCAAGUAAAUUCAGUAUGCUUUUCACCUAAUGGUACUAUGUUAGCAUCUGGUAGUCAAGAUAAGUCAAUCCGUUUAUGGGAUAUAAAGACAGGUCAAUAAAAAUCAAAAUUAGAUGGUCAUAGUGAUCAAGUAAAUUCAGUAUGCUUUUCACUUUAUGGUACUAUGUUAGCAUCUGGCAGUGUAGAUAAGUCUAUUUGCUUAUGGGAUAUCUGUACAAGAAAAAAAAAGUUGAGAUUAAAAGGACAUAGUAACUCAGUUAUGUCGAUAUGUUUUUCUCCUGAUGGAGGUACUUUGGUAUCUGGUUGUGUUAAUUAAUCAUUAUAUUUAUGGAAUGUUAAGACUGGGCAAUUAAAAGUCAAAUUAGAUGGUCAUAGUGGUCAAAUAAAUUCAGUAUGCUUUUCACCUGAUGGUACUAUGUUAGCAUCUGGCAGUAUAGAUAAGUCUAUCAGAUUAUGGGAUGUUACGAAAAGAUAAUUACAAUAAAAAUUAGAUGGUCAUAGUGGUCAAGUAAAUUCAGUAUGCUUUUCACCUGAUGGUACUAUGUUAGCAUCUGGUAGUGAAGAUAAGUUAAUCCUUUUAUGGGAUGUUAAGCAAGGUCAAUAAAAAGUCAAAAUAGAUGGUCACAGUGGUCAAGUAAAUUCAGUAUGCUUUUCACCUGAUGGUACUAUGUUAGCAUCUGGUAGUGAAGAUAAGUCAAUCUGUUUAUGGGAUGUUUAAAAAAGUCUAUAAGAAGUUAAAAAAGAUGGUCAUAGUGGCUAUGUAAAUUCAAUAUGCUUUUCACCUAAUAGUACUAUGAUAGCAUCUGGUAGUGAAGAUAAGUCAAUCCGUUUAUGGGAUGUUAAUACGGGCCAAUAAAAAGCAAAAUUAGAUGGUCAUAGUGGUCAAGUAAAUUCAGUUUGCUUUUCACCUGAUGGUACUAUGUUAGCAUCUGGUAGUCAAGAUAAGUCAAUCCGUUUAUGGGAUAUAAAGACAGGUCAAUAAAAAGCAAAAUUAGAUGGUCAUAGAGGUCAAGUAAAUUCAGUAUGCUUUUCACCUGAUGGUACUAUGUUAGCUUCUGGUAGUGAUGAUAAGUUAAUCCUUUUAUGGGAUGUUAAGCAAGGUCAAUAAAAAGUCAAAAUAGAUGGUCACAGUGGUCAAGUAAAUUCAGUAUGCUUUUCACCUGAUGGUACUAUGUUAGCAUCUGGUAGUGAAGAUAAGUCAAUCUGUUUAUGGGAUGUUUAAAAAAGUCUAUAAGAAGUUAAAAAAGAUGGUCAUAGUGGCUAUGUAAAUUCAAUAUGCUUUUCACCUAAUAGUACUAUGAUAGCAUCUGGUAGUGAAGAUAAGUCAAUCCGUUUAUGGGAUGUUAAUACGGGCCAAUAAAAAGCAAAAUUAGAUGGUCAUAGUGGUCAAGUAAAUUCAGUUUGCUUUUCACCUGAUGGUACUAUGUUAGCAUCUGGUAGUCAAGAUAAGUCAAUCCGUUUAUGGGAUAUAAAGACAGGUCAAUAAAAAGCAAAAUUAGAUGGUCAUAGAGGUCAAGUAAAUUCAGUAUGCUUUUCACCUGAUGGUACUAUGUUAGCAUCUGGCAGUGUAGAUAAAUCUAUCAGAUUAUGGGAUGUUAGGACGAAUCAUUAAAAAAUCAGAUUAAAUGGUCAUAGUAGUUGGGUCCGAUCAGUAUGUUUUUCAUCUGAUGGUGUGAAAUUAGCAUCUAGUAGUGACGAUAAGUCUAUACGUUUAUGGAAUCUUACGACAGGUUAAUAAACAGCCAAAUUCGAUGGUCAUAAUACUUAUGUAAAUUCAAUAUGCUUCUCUCCUGAUAGCUCUACAUUAGCAUCUUCUAGUAAAGAUGGAUGUAUCUGUUUAUGGGAUGUUAAUACAGCACAAUAAAAAGCCAUAUUAGAUGGUCAUAAAAAAAGUGUAAAUGCAGUAUGUUUCUCUCCUGAUGGUACUACAUUAGCAUCUGGAAGUGAUGAUAAAUCUAUUCGUUUAUGGAGUAUUGGGUCAAGCAUUCGAAAAUUUAAUUUAAAUGGACAUAGUAAGUCUGUUUUUUCUUUAUGUUUCUCUCCUGAUGGCGCUUCUUUGGUAUCUAGCAGUGAGGAUAAGUCUAUCCGAAUAUGGGAUGCUAAGUCAGGUUAAUAAACAGCCUAAUUUGAAGGUCAUAGUGGUAGUGUAAAUUCAAUAUGCUACUCUCCAGACUAAAUUACAUUAGCAUCUGGAAGUGAUGAUAAGUCUAUUCGUUUAUGGAAUAUUAAGAAAAAAUAAUAGCAAGCCAAAUUAGAUGGUCAUAGUGAUGUAGUUCGAUCUGUAUGCUUCUCUCCUGAUGGUACUAUAUUAGCAUCUGGAAGUGAUGAUAAAUCUAUCCGUUUAUGGUAUGUUAAGACAGGUCAUUAGAAAACAAAAUUAGAUGGUCAUACUCAUUUUGUUAUAUCAGUGUGCUUUUCUCCUAAUGGUACUCUAUUAGCCUCUGGUAGUGUCGAUAAUUCUAUUCGUAUAUGGGAUGUUAAAACUGGAUAAUUCAUAAAACGAUUAGAUGGCCAUAGUUUUGCUAUACGAUAAGUUUGCUUUUCUUCAGAUUCAAAUACAUUAGCAUCAUGUAGCGACGAUAGGUCUAUUCUUUUAUGGGAUGUUUAAAAAAGACACUAAACAGCCAAAUUAGAUGGUCAUAUUAGUGGAGUCCGAUCAGUGUGCUUCUCUCCUGAUGGUACCUAACUAGCAUCUGGUAGUGUAGAUUUUUCAAUCCGAUUAUGGGAUGUUAAGACUGCACAAUAAAAAGCCAAAUUUGAUGGUCAUAAAAAAACUGUAUAUGCAGUAUGUUUCUCUCCUGAUGGUACUAAAUUAGCAUCUUGUAGUGCAGAUAAAUUUAUCUAAUUAAGGAAUGUUAAAGCAGAAAAAUUUCAAGCCUUAUAAAACCCUCAUAUUAAAUAUAGAAGAUCAAUAAUCGUGUCUCCUGAUGGUACUACAUUAGCAUCUGAUAGUGCAGAUAAUUCAAUCCAUUUAUGGGAUGUUAAAACAGGAUAAUACAUAUAAUUCUUUGAUAAUAAUUACAAUGAUAUAUUGGCAAAAUUCAAAUUACCCAUAUUUACAAAUAACCCUCAGAAUAAUAGCAGUAUUUAUAAUUUUAUAUUAUUUAGCCUCCACUUAUAUUACUAUUCUUUUGAUAUCCAAAUAGCUAAUAUUUUAAUCUUACGGGGCUUUAAUCUGGAAAGGAGAAUUUAAAAAUCAAUUAGGCAUAAAUUUAAUAAAGUAAUUUUAGUAAAGAGGAGCUCUCAUCCUAGAGAGUUAAAGAAAAUUAGAAUAAAUAUCAAAUUGA